CUAGGGUUUCCACACGCCUCCGCUCCCGCCUCCAUUGCUGUCCCUCACUCCACCUUUUUCCUUUUCUCAUUCUCAUUAUAUAUACUCUCCCGCCUCACUCUCCUCUCUAUUCUCUUCUUCCCCAUUCGACCCAAUUUCGGAAUCGGAAUCAAUCGAACCAGACCCCUGUUUUUCAGUUUUGGCGGCAACCGCCAUUAGAGAACCAGCCGCAACCUCUGCUUCUCGGGGUCUAGGACUUGAAAUUGAAUUGAAAAAGGGGGGAUUCCCGUGGUUUUGCAGACACCCUUUUGAUGGCUUCUCCCGUGGCGGACGAGUUUGACGACGAUUGCGAGUUCUGGCUCCCGCCGCAGUUCCUCGCCGACGACGACUUCAAGAACGGUAUCGGGGAAGAGAAUGCCGGAAGAAAUACGGGUCUCCGGUUCCGUCCACGGUGUCUGUUCGGGUCGGAUCUGGGCUCGCCCGUUGAGUCCCCACCCGAGACAGAGAGCGACGAGGAAGAGUACAUUUUCGGGUUGACCCGGAAAAUGGCGUACGCCACUCUUGAAGACGACGCCACCAAAGAUUUGGGUUUGUCCCGUUCGCCGCAAUCCACGCUGUGGGGGAACCAAAUUCCCAGCCGGGGAAGCACCAACUGUUCCUCCCGUGCCUCCUCCCCGCCGCCGGCGCCGGACAUGACCGGUAAGGAAGACGGCGGCGCUUGGGACCUGCUUCGCGCUGCAGCCGGAGAUGUCGCCAGGAUGAAGAUGAUGGAAGAAUCCGCCGCAGCUGCGGCUUUCGGCGGGAUUUAUCCCAUUGAAAACGAAAUUUGGGCUCCUCCGAGAAAACCCAGUCCGGUCGCCGGUAAUGCGCCGGAAUAUUACAACCCGGCGACGGCAAAUCCUGGUCUCAUGGGCUCCUCCUUCUACCAGCCUCCCCACCUCCCCAGCUUUCAAGAUUACACAAAAUUGGCUCAAUUUCAGAGAUUGACGCCGGAGCAAAUGGGGAAUCAGAGUGGAAACGGAAGGGCGGGUUCGAUUCCGGCGAUGAACAGUCCGAGGCCCAACAUGUCCUCUUGGCCAUCCCUGCAGCAGUCUGUGCAUCAGCCCCGCCGUGGUUCUGGCAUGAGGGCGGUGUUUAUCGGCAAUCCCGGCGGCACUAAGAGGGAGAGUGCCGGAACCGGCGUUUUCCUCCCCAGAACAGGCGGCGCAGCCGCCGAUUCCCGCAAAAAGUCAGUGUGCUCCACAGUUUUACUGCCUGAGAAAGUUGUGCAAGCCCUGAACUUGAAUUUCGAAUCUUUACCCCAUCAGCCUCAAAUUCACCAUCCCAGAUUCACUUAUGAUCAUCAUGUUGGGACAGGGGUGAAAAUCCAAAGGAACAAUGAGAGAGUUUGGCUGCAAGAGAGGCCAAAAACUUCUGCUAGCACAGUAAGCCAGGAGCUGCUGCUACCACAAGAAUGGACUUACUGAGAUUAAUUUUUUUUACUGCAGUAAAAAAGAUAUGAAUGGCGAUUUUGAAGAAUGAAGGCUUCUUUUUUUGGUUAAAUAGGGAAAAAGAAAAAACCAAAUUUAAAGAAUAACUAAUGAAAUAGGUCUUGUAAUCUUUUUGAAGGAAUAAAUUUUGUUGUUGUUGUUGUAAUAAUUAAGAAUGUUUGUUAAGGAUUUGGAAGAUGAAAUGAAGGCUAAGGGGUCAUGUUUUGGUUGAUCUUUUAAGGCUUAUCUUUCUUCUUCAAGUUUUUGCAUUGAGUUCUCCAAGUUUUUGACAUCUUUAUGUAAUAAUUUAUUCUUGUUCUAUGCCACUCUGCAUUUGUAUCUUCUUGCCUCAUAUUUAAGCUUGAGGAAGGUUUUAAUUUGAUACUCUUUCUGUCCCAAAAUAAUUUGUUAAUGGUUGU
Cuscuta campestris is the source of this 1867-nucleotide messenger RNA. The record is from the annotation of a GenBank genome assembly. Lineage: Eukaryota; Viridiplantae; Streptophyta; Magnoliopsida; Solanales; Convolvulaceae.